Molecule: messenger RNA, 1938 nt
Organism: Notolabrus celidotus (New Zealand spotty)
Lineage: Eukaryota; Metazoa; Chordata; Actinopteri; Labriformes; Labridae
Gene: osr1
Product: odd-skipped related transcription factor 1
Exons: 3
Coding region: 579-1391 (270 amino acids)
Biological process (GO): regulation of transcription by RNA polymerase II; embryo development; urogenital system development
Cellular component (GO): nucleus
Molecular function (GO): RNA polymerase II transcription regulatory region sequence-specific DNA binding; DNA-binding transcription factor activity, RNA polymerase II-specific
Source: RefSeq, a predicted model, not a curated record
UGAAACUUUCCUGAUUAAUCUCUCGGAGCAUGCACAGAGUCCAGCGUGCGCACAUGAAACACCAGCUCACGCUCCUGUUUCCUGUCCGACACUCCAGGAUCAUAUAGCACACUGAUGUUCUGCGUCCUGCUGUGUGUGUAGUGUGUCUGUGCUGUGUGUGUCUGUGUGUGUCUGUGGGCUGGCUGAGUGACGCGCCUGUAUGAGUCGGACUCUGCGCUGCAUUAAAGAGGCAGCGGGCAGCGGAGAGCGCACAACAGUGGAGCACAGAGAGGCGUCCCAACAUCACAGCUACACCACUACCAUCACCACCGACAUCACACCACCACCACCACCUCCAUCUCCACCACAGGGCAGCACCUCCACGCCGCCGUGCCUGCUCUGCCCAGCCUCGGCCUCUGCGCGCUCUCCCCGCGGAGGAAACAUGCUGCCGCUCCGGCCGCGUCAUUAACUCAUCUACCCGAGAAACAAGCAGCUCAGCGGGGCUCUAACAGCCUGAACCACCGCCAGGACCCCCCGGCUGAAAGGAGCUUUUAAAAACCGUCUCUUACUGGACGCCUAUUGGAUUUCUCUGAGCAGCCAUGGGCAGCAAGACCCUGCCAGCACCGGUCCCCCUCCACCCGUCCCUCCAGCUGGCCAACUACUCCCUCCUGCAGAGCUCCACAGGCCUCCAGCUGCCGGCAGAUAACUUUCACAGCAUCUACAGCUUCAGCGCCCUGCAUGCCAUCCACCUCCACCAGUGGACCCUCGGCUACCCUCCGCUCGGCCUCCCCCGCUGCACCAUCUCCAAGCUGCCUGCCCAGUUCUCCUCCAUGGCCUCCAUCCCCUUGUUCCCCCACCUCCUACAGCCCAGGCAGGACUCAGCAGGGCUGCUGCAGAGCUCCAAGAACAAGCCCCGCUUUGACUUCGCCAACCUGGCCACAGCAGCCACCCAGGAGGAUCACCUGAAGGCUGAGGAUCUGAGCAUGUCGGGAGCUGCUGCGGCGGCUGCUGCAGCUCAGGCUUCAUCUCACCACCCGAACGCAGCCGGCCUGGGAUGCCUCCUGGACGUGACCAAACUGUCCUCACCGGAGCGCAAGUCCAGCCGAGGACGCCUGCCCUCCAAGACAAAGAAAGAGUUUGUCUGCAAGUUCUGCGGCCGCCAUUUUACCAAAUCCUACAACCUGCUGAUCCACGAGAGGACGCACACAGACGAGAGGCCGUACACCUGUGAUAUCUGCCACAAAGCCUUCAGACGACAGGACCACCUCCGGGACCACAGGUACAUCCACUCCAAAGAAAAGCCCUUCAAAUGUCAGGAGUGUGGGAAGGGCUUCUGUCAGUCCAGGACUCUGGCCGUCCACAAAACAUUACACAUGCAGGUCAAGGAACUGAAGCCGGCCAAGAUCAAGUGAUUCACUGAGCCAGCAGGGACGGGACAGGGACACUGGAAAAACACGACCAAAGACAAUAAAAGAACAACCAAAGACUUUUUCAUCUCAGAGCCCUCCGCAGCGAUGGGAAUACUUCUCAAGGAUGAAAUGUUUCAGCAGCCAGAUCCUAAAGAAACACCACAGAAACAAGCCUUAGUGGAGGAGUGUAUGCGUAGUUAUCAAAGCCUGAUUUGGCAGAGGACCCAGUGGACGUGUGGAAUGUGAAACGGACCUAAAAACCUCUGAGUGGCUGCUCGGGGAAAACUCCGGAGCUUCAAUCCAAAGACUUUUUAUGAGGGACACGACUCUUAUGCAAUUUUUUAAAACAAAAGCUGAGAAUGAUCAAAGCCAUGUUAACAUAGACACGUUUUCAGUAUCACAUUCCAAUGUUAUUUUUGUACAGAAACAUUAUAUCAGAACUGUAUUUUUGCACUUUAACCUGAUUAUUGAUUAUUUACAUGUAUCACUGGAUUUCUUAAACAUAUUUUCAGAAUGAAUAAUCAUUUCUAAAUAAAAUAUUUUACUGUAA